UCGACAGUCAACGUGUCAAGUUCAAUUCCAUGAUCACUAUAACUUUCAUCAGACAUGGUCAGAGCGAAGACAAUCCGAGAGGAAUAUGGGCCGGAUGGAAAGAUGCACCACUUUCUGAACUAGGCAUAAGAGCAAAGGCUCUCAGUGACCACCUCACAACUACGAAGAUCGAUCUCAUAUACUCGUCCCCCCUCAUGCGCGCUCGUCAGACUGGUGAAGCCGUCCAAAGCGGUCAACUCAUCCCGCCCAUAUUGAUCACGAAUCCUCAUCUCCGAGAACAACAUUGGGGCAUUGCAGAAGGGCAUCCGUAUUGUAAUCAUGCCCCACAUAACAUGACUCAUGAAGAGGCUUUCAAGGCUGGCAUAUUUCCAAGAACCGCUCAUCUUGACGACGACGGGAAGUUUCCCGGAGGAGAGAGUAGAAAUGAAUUGGCAGCUCGAGCAGAUAUCGCAAUCAAAGAGUGCAUACUGCCGAAUCUCACCGAAGAGAAUUUUGGGAAUGGUCUUCAUAUUGCUUUUACGAGUCAUGGGUUAUGCAUAGGCCAGCUCAUUGCCGCCCUCUUGCGAUAUGACGCUUCGGCCGACGAGGAUGUAUCCUACGAGGGCUUGAGAAACACCGCAUGGACACGAGUAGAGGUUUCUUUAGAUUUAAACUCCGGUGACCCCGGGGAUAUGCGCACUGCUCUAAGGGUCGACGUGACACACGUAGACGCGAAGGAGCACCUGAAACUCUUGGUCUGUCCUCAAUGUGAUUGUCUGUUGUAUGAUCUGCUGACGACGUGAAUGGUACAGGAUUAGUCUAUGAAAGAUGUUCCGAUU
This is a messenger RNA of Desarmillaria tabescens, 818 nucleotides long. RefSeq names its product phosphoglycerate mutase. Lineage: Eukaryota; Fungi; Basidiomycota; Agaricomycetes; Agaricales; Physalacriaceae. Gene Ontology annotation, biological process: negative regulation of glycolytic process; regulation of pentose-phosphate shunt. Bases 30 to 782 code for a protein of 250 amino acids. Gene Ontology annotation, molecular function: fructose-2,6-bisphosphate 2-phosphatase activity. The transcript is spliced from 6 exons. The record is from RefSeq and is a predicted model, not a curated record. Gene Ontology annotation, cellular component: cytosol.